GUUUUGCCCAUGGGUGUCGGGGUGUGCUGUCGUGGCUGGAUGAGGCUCAUCUUGCAGCUCAGGUUUUCGUCCACAAGAUGCCCGAGUUUCGACUUUCUGGGAGGGGUCUGCCUGGAUCAGUCGAAUAUUGUUAACAUGCGUUGCCGCAGCCGUCCCGAGAUCACUUCCGGGCCCGUACAAUUGUACUUUUCUUUUGAUUCCGCAUAAACGUAUAAUGCACAAUGACCAUUUCUCUUUCCGUAUGGCUAGCUUGUGCCUGUCUCGUGUUGUCCUUCCGCGAGCUGGUUGCGAGCCAGCGGCUCUCUGAGCGCCCUGUGGGUGACGCGCCCGACUCGGGGGCGAGGCCUGAGGUGACUUGGUCAGGCAGCAAUCGCCAUGCUGCAGGAGACCAGUGGCCGUACUUCGGGGCAGCGCUUGCAGUUGGAGCCCUGCUCUUGGUGGCGUGCGUCGUUCUGACCUGGUGCUGGGACUGGAAGGGUGCCCAGCAAGAGAGGGGCGUGGUGAAGGAAGCCGCACUUCUGCCUCCACCAUCGAGGCCGCCCGUCAAUUUCCACGCCUCGCUCUCUCAGUCCGAUUGCGCAGUCGCCGUGGCCAGCCCGCGCUACCCGGUCCCGCAGGCGGCGGGCGGCGCCAGUGGCCUCUCCAGCUAUGGCGCUACGCCUCUUGGUUCGAGUCGCAUGAGCCUCACGCCCAGGUGGCUCUGUCCCCAGCUGACGGUGCCCAUUGGGACAGAGCUGCACUGCGUGCUGCCCAACCUGGUAUCCGGCGCGAAGCAGAACCUGGUGGUGCACGUGUGCAGCAUCGCAGAGCGCGGCUCGAAGCCACUCUUCCAGGCCCGUGUGGUGGAAGCGGACGGCGACCUGCACAGGGCGGCUAUCUCGUUGGAGACGCCGGGCGGCGAGGGGCGGUUGCCAGGGCAGCUGAUGAAAACCACAGCCGGGUGCCGAAUCUGACCCCCGCCCCCUCGUGAUUGUUGCCACUCUCAGGUUGGCCUUCGUGUCGACGCGAGAGGUCCGAUUUGUCAACGCUCGCGUGAGCAGAAAUAGCCUUCGGGGGAGGAGGGAAUACCGUCGCCGCUGCUUGGCGCGGCUUGAGAACCCUGUCGGAAUGUACCUUGCAAGGGUCCAGGGCCUGACUUUGCACGGGAUUUGCCUGCGAGCCGCACAACAAAUAUUCAACACAAGCUUCUCGGGCCGAAUUUGGGACGCUGGAGCCGGUGUUGAAAGCAGUGCGUCCAGCUCCAAGGGGUGUGGGCAAAGCAGCUUUAUCCAGUGAUUUUCCCUGGCCCUCUCUUCUGGCCAGGAGGGGACGACAUGUUUUUUGGGGGCGCACGCGCGCGCGGUCAAGUCGGAGGUGUGGGCCCGCACGGCGGGACAGGAGCUGGAGAUGGAGACCUGGGCAGAGAGGGCGGUGGGGGAUGCGGCUUCUGAACAGCCGGUCUUGAGUGUAUGGGGUCGCCUUCAGAGGAUCAGUUUGGUUUCUGGCCGCAGCUGUCACUAAUCGGAAUAGGGACCCCGACAGGAGGCGGAGGAUGUGGAGGUUGAGGAGGAGGAGCCCUUCGUCGUCAACGUUGGACGCGAC
Prorocentrum cordatum is the source of this 1581-nucleotide messenger RNA. The record is from the annotation of a GenBank genome assembly. Lineage: Eukaryota; Dinophyceae; Prorocentrales; Prorocentraceae.